This is a messenger RNA of Eucalyptus grandis, 3285 nucleotides long. Its product is annotated as probable disease resistance protein At4g27220. Gene Ontology annotation, molecular function: ADP binding. Lineage: Eukaryota; Viridiplantae; Streptophyta; Magnoliopsida; Myrtales; Myrtaceae. The coding region runs from base 141 to 3095 and encodes 984 amino acids. The transcript is spliced from 2 exons. The record is from RefSeq and is a predicted model, not a curated record.
CUUGCAUCUGCUUCGUCUAACUCGUAUGGGGUCACCACAGAACUGGGUGUUUUCUUCCGCUAUAGCUCAAAGCUUCUCUCUCUAGAAAUUUUGCUAGCAGUCCAGCAACUUCUUUAGCCCGCUUCGGCUUGGCUCAAGGAAUGGAACCGUCAAUGAUACUUGGCUUUUUUGAGCUCAUAAAAAGUUACACUGGUCUUGGCCAGAAGAUGCAAACACUUCUUUGCGAACUGGACAAGUUAACUGGUAAGGAAGAUGAGGUAGUUUCACAAGUUAAAAACGAAGAAUGUAAGCUCGGAAGGAAGCGGAAGAGAGACGUUGAUGACUGGCUACGAGACGUGAAAAGAACAAAAGCCAGAGUGUCAUGCUUAGAGCAAGAAGUCGCGGAUAGAAGAUGGUAUUCCUACGUGAACUUAGUAAAUCACGUGAACGAGUUGAUCAAACAGGUGGAUGAACUUCAAAAGCAAGGUGAAUUCACUUGUGGACUCACACUGAUUGCAGAGGACAACAUUGGAUAUGAGCUUCCAACAGUGGAAUUAUCAGGGGAUGCUUUUCGGAAGAAUCUGAACAAGGUAUUAUCUCGCCUCAGAGAUGACAAAGUGUUGAAGAUCGGCAUUUGUGGAAUGGGUGGCGUUGGGAAAACAGCCCUAGUCACCCACAUCCACAAUCAUUUACUAAAGGAAAGCACCAAGGGGAAGGUCCUUUGGGUUACAGUGUCCCAAGAGUGCAGUGUUCAUAUGUUGCAGGAUAAGAUAGCCAAGAGUCUAGACCAUACCCUGUCGAAUGUCGAUGACCAAAUUCAACGGGCAGCGGAACUGUCACACUUUCUGAAGAGAGAGAGACAUGUCCUUAUUCUGGAUGACGUAUGGUGCUCGUACAGUCUAGAAGAGGUGGGAAUUCAGCUUGGCUUCAAUGAAUGCAAGUUAAUUCUGACAAGUCGAUCCUUACACGUGUGUAAGCAAAUGGCGUGCAAUGAAGUGAUCAAAUUGGAGCCUCUUCCUGAGGAUGAAGCCUGGAACUUGUUCAUGAUGAAUCUCGGACAUGCGAUUGUCUUCUCUCCAGGAGUGGAAAGUGUCGCACAAUCUGUCGCAGAGGAAUGCGGAGGAUUGCCUUUGGGGAUCCUGGUGGUUUCAGGAAGCAUGAGAGGACUGGCAGACAUCCAGGAGUGGAGAAAUGCGCUAAAUGAGUUAAGAGAAGCGAGAUUUAAUGAAGACUGUAUGGAGGAGAAGGUAUUUAGAGUUUUAAAGUUCAGCUAUACACGUCUGAAUGAUCUGAUGCUGCAGAGGUGUUUCUUGCAUUUUGCACUAUACCCUGAGGAUCACCGAAUAUCGACAGAGAACUUGAUACGAGAUUUUUUCAUGGUCGGAUUGCUAAGCGACUCUAAAAGUUGGGAAGCAGAAUACGACAGGGCUUACACCAUCAUUAAUAGGUUAGUCAAUGCGUGCCUGCUAGAAAGAAGUAAAAUAUCAAAUGCUUAUUAUGAACGUGACUAUUUGAAGAUUCAUGAUUUAGUCAGGGACAUGACUAUAAGUAUGGUGCGCUCCCAAUCAAUGAUAAAAUCUGGGUUGGGUUUGCGAGAACUGCCAAGUGAGGAAGAAUGGACAGAGGACUUAGAGAGAGUCUCUUUAAUGUAUAAUUUCAUAAAGGAGAUACCGGCAGGGGUAUCACCAAGUUGUCCUCGGCUGUUGGCCCUCCUCAUGAAUAAUAAUUACUUCUUGAAAGAGAUCCAUGGUUCGUUCUUAAGCCGCAUGCCAGCUCUACAGGUUCUGAACCUGUCUUAUACGGGGAUUGAGAUGUUGCCUGAGUCUAUCUCUGACUUGCAUAACCUCAGCGCACUAUUGGUGCAUAAAUGCGAGAAACUAAGGUACGUGCCUUCGAUGGUGAAACUGAGGGCGUUAAGAACAUUGGACCUAUCUUGGAGUGGUAUUAGGAAAACUCCUGCGGGACUUGAGGGACUGGUGAAUCUCAGAACCCUGGAUGCUGGCUAUUCAAAACUAAAAGAAAUGCCCGAAGGAAUUCUGCCCAAACUCUCUCAUCUGAAACAGCUUGAUCUUAAGAGUGCAGACAAGAGCUUGAAAGUGAAGAAUGCGAGGGAAUUAAUCAGUCUGAAAAGGUUGGAGAAAGUGAGGUGCAGGUUUAAGGAUAUCAGAGAAUAUAAUGCAUAUGUGGAAUAUCUAAAACUACAGGAUGGGGAUGGCGGUCCCAAGCAGUGGGAACUAAUAUUGCCAAUAAUAUACAAAGAGGAGAAUGCCUCCAGGGUCUUUGGUCCUCCGAUCUGCAGUAAAACUGUGAGGCUGGGGGCAUGUCGUGUCAAGGAAGGAGGAGGUGAAGAGCUUCCUCUGUUCCCGAAAGGCAUCGAGUGUUUGAGCAUCAAAGAUCCUCUGGAUGGCAUGGGAAGCUUGAUGGACAUUCCAAGCAUCAUAAACUGUAACUUGAGGGUAUGCGGGCUAAAGAGAAUUCCUGGGAUGGAGCAUCUGGUGCUACUGUCCUUGAAUACUCCUGCAGAUUAUUAUGCUCCUCUGCAAAGCCUUGAGUAUCUCAAAUUGGAUGCGUUAGACGAUCUGCAUGCUUUAGUCGAGGCAGUUGCUUUUGCUGCCAGGCCUUUGCCGGGGUGGAUCUCCGAAGGCAAAGGCUUUUGGGGUCUUAAAACAGUCUACAUCUACAAGUGCUGCAAAAUGAAGAACCUCCUGAUGGACACGCUCCUGUCCCUCCUUGCAAACCUAGAAAAUCUUCACAUUCAAGAAUGUGAAGUGAUGGAGGAGGUCAUAGCAGUGACCGAAGCAGAUGAUCUUACUUCCACUCUAAGCCUCCCCAAGUUAAGGACCUUAUGUUUAAGGGAUCUUCAGGCACUGAAAAGCAUUUGUGGGAGGACGAUAAUGUGUAAUUCUCUCCAAUAUGUAACACUACAACAAUGCAAGAAGAUAGAAAGGAUAGCACUUCGUGUGAGCCUCCCUCAUGACGGUGAACUACCUGGUGGCAAGGAUAAUUCUCUUCGGGCAAUUCAUGUUGGGAAAGAUGAGAAGGAAUGGUGGGAGUCAGUGAAGUGGGACAGUCCCCUGGACAAGUCCCUCCUUCGGCCUUAUGUCCGAUACAGAUGACGUUGUGAAUUGGAAGCGUGCUACCGCAGUAACUUGGCUCGGGAGGAUAUGGUGCUGUGUGUCAUGCGUUCUCCGUUGCUGCAAGCUAUCAAUUCCUCUGCUUGCUGUUCUCGACCCGGAGAGGGUGGUGCUCAGAAGUGAAUUUAUAUAUCUGGACACAUGAUUUUUUCCCUGUAGGUUCUUCAGUUUU